CAAACUCGCAGCUCCAUGGAGGAAACGCGGGACGACCCCCACCCCUCCCGGGGCCCCUCGGGGUUUUCCUCGGCGGGCUCGCUGAAGGAGGAGCUGCUGUGCCCCAUCUGCUACGAGCCCUUCCGCGAGGCCGUGACCCUCGGCUGCGGCCACAACUUCUGCCGGGGCUGCGUCCGGCGCUCGUGGGAGCGGCGGCUCCGCUCCUGCCCCGUCUGCAAGGAAACCUCGGCCCGCGACGAGCUGCGGGUCAACCACACCCUCAGCAACCUGGUGGAGAUGAUCCUCAAGGAGGAGGAGGAGGAGGAGGAGGAAGAAGAGGGCGGGAGGAGGGGGAGGAAAGGGAGGAGGGCAGCGCUGUGCCCGCUGCACGGCGAGGAGGCGAAGUUCUUCUGCCUGGAGGACAAGGAGCUGGCGUGCGGCUCCUGCCGCAGCUCCGCGGGGCACCAGGGGCACAAGGUGCGGCCCGUGAGGGAGGCGGCGGCGGAUUUCAGG
Molecule: messenger RNA, 492 nt
Organism: Corapipo altera (White-ruffed manakin)
Lineage: Eukaryota; Metazoa; Chordata; Aves; Passeriformes; Pipridae
Product: tripartite motif-containing protein 35-like
Exons: 1
Biological process (GO): innate immune response; positive regulation of apoptotic process
Molecular function (GO): zinc ion binding
Source: RefSeq, a predicted model, not a curated record